UGGUCAUGAAUUGAGGCGUUAAUCAAUGUACAAUUACUUGUACAUAAAUAAUUGCAUUGUAGAUAGCGUGACCUAACACUAUACAAUUAUCACCCAACAUCAUCAUCGCUAUUGUUAUUGUUUGGUUGACAGGUGUACAACAUGGCAGGACUAACUGCUCAAGGAAGAGAUUUGGGAGCUAGAGUCUCUAGUUUAUUUGAAAUUCCUGAUAAAAGAUUGGCAGCCAUUGGCUCCAGUAUAACUUCUUAUGCCUGUGAUCCAAGACUCUCUGAGGAUACUGGAAGACCAGCGAAGAAGGUAUAUUAUGAAAAUACCUUUAAAUUAGAACCAGACACAAAAUUUAGAGCGGACAAGGUUAAACCUAUAAUAGACGACAUUUUUGCUAAACAUUUACAAGGAAGAAAGUAUGAUCCAAUCGAAUGUUCUAUAUUGUCCAAGUCACUAGCAGAAGAAUUAAAGAUGAAAGUAAAGGAACUAAAUUUUAAGAGGUACAAGAUAAUAAGUUUGGUGACCAUUGGACAAAAAAAUGACCAAGGAGUAAGGAUUGGAAGUAGAUAUCUCUGGGAUCAUGAGAGAGAUAGUUUUGCAUGCUCUUCCUUCCACAACAAAUAUGUGUUCGCUGUAGGCACUGUUUAUGCUCUGUAUUACGAAUAGGCAUUAGUGGAGUCAGCAAAUUUCAGCAUGUGUCGUUUUAUUUUUGUUACAUUCACGUCUUUUUAUUAAUGAAACUAAUAAAUGAUUUUAAAUUGUUA
Molecule: messenger RNA, 752 nt
Organism: Mytilus californianus (California mussel)
Lineage: Eukaryota; Metazoa; Mollusca; Bivalvia; Mytilida; Mytilidae
Product: dynein light chain Tctex-type 5-B-like
Exons: 4
Coding region: 142-654 (170 amino acids)
Biological process (GO): microtubule-based movement
Cellular component (GO): cytoplasmic dynein complex; cytoplasm
Molecular function (GO): dynein intermediate chain binding
Source: RefSeq, a predicted model, not a curated record